UAUUAUUAAAAAGACUUGAAAGGGUUUUGUUUAGAUGCACUUUUGUGUAUAUUUAUGUGAACUCACAAUAAUAAACCGUAUUGUUUCAGGAUUAGACCACUGUUUAUCUUUUCUCAACUUUUGAUCACUCAAGGAAUGGCAGAUCCCCAUGUUACCGUCACCCUUGGCCGCUCUGGCAAGGUGGUGAAGAGAGGGGGUAGCAGACGAUAUACGGGCUCUGAUGAGUUUUUGACUGUGAACAAAAGGCUGCAAGUGGAUCAUACUAAAUGGAAAUAUGGUCCUAAAACCGGUUCCUGGAUUGCUCGAAAUGAUCUUAGGUUGAAACUAAUGUGGAAAAGGUGUGUUGAAGAACGGAGGAAGAGGGUCCUUCACAAAAAUAUGGCCAAUGCUAAUCAACUUCAGUGCCACCCUCAAGCAAAAGGAACUCACCUUUUGAGGCAGAAUCCUCCAACAGAAAUUUUGAAUGAUUUCCAUCCAGGAGACUCAUUCUUUUUUAAUGAUUUCCAUCCAGAGGGCUCAUUCUCUUCUCAGACAAUUGAUAGAUCAAGGGCUAGAUCUCCAGGUAGAAAGUGGACCACUUUGGGGUUCUCAGCUCCAGGAAGUUUUAACGUGCUGCAACAAGUGCCAGCCAUAAGGGUAGCUGAGGUUGCAAGAGCUGGACGAUUUAGCAAUGCAGUUCUUGGUGCUUCCAGGCAGGCAGCUCAUAUGAGAUACCCAGUUGCACCAAGUGGUGGCUUCAUGCAAAAGAGUGCUUUAAUGGGUGUGGAGCAUCUUACAGUUGCUGGGGUGUUGGAAUCACUUGGUUUGACGAAAUAUGAAAUUACUUUUCGGGCUGAAGAAGUGGAUAUGCCUGCACUGAAGCAGAUGAGUGAUAAGGACCUUAAAGAACUGGGGAUACCAAUGGGACCAAGGAAGAAGAUUUUGCUUGCGGUAAAGCAACGUCCCAAACAAUCACCCCCAUAACUGUAAAAGGCUGUGCAUUGUACAGAGGAUAUCUAAUAUUGCUAUUUUUGCGAACUUGUGUGAAAUAUUUAACAGCAUUGUAAACUUUAUGAAAUUAUUCUUGGAAUUGAGUUCUGACAAAGCAGCUGUAGUUCAUGCUUUAAGAUGUCUUCAAAUUCUUAUAGGAAUGUAAAUAAUCUGGAAAGUAGAGAUCGAUUGCUUUGUUGAUAUGUGGAACAAGGAUUGGAUUAAUAAAUUUGUUAAAUAAAUGUUGCUAGUUGUCUC
Messenger RNA from Mangifera indica (mango), 1227 nucleotides. RefSeq lists its product as uncharacterized. NCBI's taxonomy places the organism in Eukaryota, Viridiplantae, Streptophyta, Magnoliopsida, Sapindales, Anacardiaceae. The transcript is spliced from 7 exons. Gene Ontology annotation, molecular function: protein binding. The record is from RefSeq and is a predicted model, not a curated record. The coding region runs from base 136 to 963 and encodes 275 amino acids.